GAGUGCGUGUCAGUGCUUGUUAGCUUUAGCACAGAGGCUAUUGUGUGGGUAACGUUAACUAAAGACGCUGAAUAGUUUUUCUUUUUUUUUCAAUUUCUCAAAAGUCGUUUAAUGACAUAUUAAGCCGCUGCCAUGUAAUAAAAGCCUUAAAGAUGUCUGGUUCCUAUCACCACGACUGUGAAAAACUCUGACUCAAAACCACACCCAACCCAUGUCCUGCAGGAAAGGGAACUCUCUCUGAUGGGAUCAGCUGAGGGGACAGGGACUUCGACAUAGGGACUCCAUUUUACAGUAUUCUUUCAAAAUGCCCAAUGAAAUGGCGAGGUCAAAGAAGGCGAGGCGUCCUAGGAGAGGCCCGAGGGAACCAAGGGAAGAUCCUGCUAGAAAUGAGCUCAUUUCAAGGUCACUUGAAAGUGCCCAGCAAUGCCUGCUCCAACAAGACUAUGGCACUGCUUUUGUCCACUACCUUCUUGUCCUGAACCUGGCCCCGGUCUUAAAGGACUUUGCCAGAGAAUCCUUCAGAUUCACUCUCUUCAAGUGGGCUGACGAGCUGGACUGUCUUGGACGCAUUCAGGACCUCUUCGACUGCUAUGAACAAGCUCUGGAGUUGUUUCCUGCUGAUGAGGUGAUUGUUAACAGCAUGGGAGAGCAUCUCUUCAGAAUGGGUUUCAGGGACGAGGCUGCAGCACACUUCCACAAAGCCCUCAAACUGCGGCCAGAUUUCCCUGAGGCAAAGGAGAACUUCUAUCGUGUGGCUAACUGGUUGGUGGAGCGCUGGCAUUUCUUAAUGCUCAAUGACCAUGGGCGAAACCGCAAGUACCAGCUUGCCAUUCAGCGGGCGGUGCAGGAGGGCUGUAGCACAGUUCUGGACAUAGGAACAGGCACAGGCAUCCUUGGGAUGUGUGCAAAGAAAGCAGGAGCUAGGGAAGUCUACGCUUGUGAGCUGUCUAAGACUAUGUAUGAACUGGCAUGUGAGGUGGUUUCAGCCAACGGCAUGGCAGAUAGCAUCAAGAUUCUACACAUGAAAUCACUGGAGAUGGAAAUUCCAAAAGAUAUUCCAACCAGGGUGUCUCUGGUUGUGACAGAAACUGUGGAUGCUGGACUGCUCGGGGAGGGGAUCAUCGAGAGUUUGAUUCAUGCCUGGAAGCACCUGCUCCUACCGCCACCCAAUCCCGAAGAGCCUCAGUCUGCUCCAUCCCAAACGGGCCGAGUCAUUCCUGGUGGAGCAACUGUAUUUGGAAUGGCUGUUGAGUGCCAAGAGAUCCGCAGACACCACAGGCUGUGUGUGUCUGCAGUUGGAGGAUUGGAUCUGGAAGCAGUACGAGAGAUCCGCAGUCCUGUAAGCUGUUCGGUUGAUGCAGAUGAAUCUGCAGAGCCCUACACUACUGAGAGACUGAGCCGCCUGCCUGGAGGCUUCACCGCCCUCACAGAGCCCUGCAGAAUGCUCGAUAUAAAUUUCAAUAACGUGCAGGAGCUGGAGAGCCUGUGCUCCAGGAAGGUGAUGCGUCUGCGGGUGCCGGUGACCCAGGAGGGUGCUGUGGAUGCUCUGGCUGUGUGGUUCCAGCUGCACCUGGACCAAGAGAACAGCAUCUCCACCGGGCCUCAGGAGAACACCUGCUGGGAGCAGGCCAUCUACCCAGUGCAAAGCCUAGCCCAUUGCAGUGUGAAGCGUAAUGACGAGCUGUUGGUGGAAGUCUCCUGCAGGGACGCUUACCUGAGACUGUGCUGCGUUGCCAUAGUGAGAGAUGGCCAAAUGUUUCAUCUUGACAGCAUGGAAGAAGAUGACUAUUCCGCUGUAGCGCCACUGAAUCCUGAGGUGGAUUUGUGUAGUGCGCUGGCGAGCCUCCAGACCCGCCACGAUACAGUAUCUAACAUGUUUACGCUGGAGUGCUCAGAAAUCGCCCUGCUCAACAACGUCAGUUACCACAAUAGCUUUCGAAUGGCAGUGGAAAAACUUUUGACCUCUCUCAGGUCAUCUCGGGAGAUGCAGGCGUCAGAGAUCUCGUCUUCAGAGCCCUUCUACAUGUUGGACGUCUCUGAAGGAUUCUCCGUGCUCUCUCUGCUGGCAGCUAGACUGGGGCAGGAUUCAGGAUCGAGUCUGGUGCAGGCGUACAGCUCAGUGGAGAAAGAUCAGCAUCAGGCUCUGCUGCGGCUCCUGGCUCAAAGUAACGGAGUGGAGGAAAAUGCACUUGAGUUUUGGCUCAGCCACGUGGAAGACGACUCUGCUGUGCUGCAGAGGCCAGCCUCAGAAAAGCUGUGGAGCGCUAUUGUGCUGGACUGCAUUGAAACCUGCGGCUUGAUCAGACAGAGGCUGAUGGAGAAAGCUACACUUGCUAGGUGUCUCUUGGAGGAUGGUGGGCGUAUUUUCCCAGAGCGCAUUGUCAUUCACGGCUUGCUGGUGGAGUCAGACACGCUGCUUCAGGAGAGCGCGGUGCAGGGCACAGAUCCCACGCUGGGAUUCAACAUUGCUCCCUUCAUCAACCAGUUCACUGUGCCUGUUCAUGUAUUUUUGGACCUGUCCACACUGGAGUGCACACACCUCAGUGAUCCAGUAGAGCUUUUCACCCUCGAUCUCAUGAACAGCAACGCCAACUAUACCAGUCGAGGCAUCAGAGUGCGUGUUACUGCCCCUGGCAAAGUGACCGCCAUCCCAUUCUGGUACCAGAUCUAUCUGGACGUGGAUUUGACAGUCACCACAUUCAGCCAGGACUCACAUUGGAAGCAGGCGGCUGUGGUCCUGCAGCGCCCCCUGCUGGUAAAUACAGGUGACUGGGUCCAGCUUACCAUCCAGCUACACAAGAGCAGCAUCUCUAUAACAGCUGUCAGAGAGGAGGCAGUCAUAGCAGAUGAUGCCACUGCUAAGGAAGAGCCUGUUGCUAUGGACCAUCCACGAGGUGGCUUUUGUUGACAUGGAGGGGCACAGCAGGACCUGUUAUUAGUGCCAUAAGAACCAGGGUGUGCUCUAGGGUGGAGUCCAGCACAGUUUGGUGCUUUCUCCGCUCUAACACACUCACUAAUUCUGGUAACUAACAUUUGAUGUGAGCAGUAAAAUCGUAGUAAAAAAAGACUGCACUGAGGUGUAGUUCUGCUUGACCAUAGUUGGGUAACCCUGACCUAAAGGAAGGUCGGGCAUGUUGCCAUGGACUCUAUACAGUUAAAAUUGAUAUUA
Messenger RNA from Colossoma macropomum (tambaqui), 3169 nucleotides. RefSeq names its product protein arginine methyltransferase 9 (gene prmt9). Gene Ontology annotation, biological process: peptidyl-arginine methylation. Gene Ontology annotation, molecular function: protein binding; protein-arginine omega-N monomethyltransferase activity. NCBI's taxonomy places the organism in Eukaryota, Metazoa, Chordata, Actinopteri, Characiformes, Serrasalmidae. Bases 305 to 2908 code for a protein of 867 amino acids. The transcript is spliced from 16 exons. The record is from RefSeq and is a predicted model, not a curated record.